UUUCCAAGAGAUUCUAACGCUUCACAAGUGGAUAUUCAUUCAUAGUUUGAACACUCGUACUUCAGAAUGCAAGUUAAGAAGUUUAAAAUCACCCUCCUCCUAUUUUUGUAUUCAGAAUAUUAUGCUUCUGCGGUAAAAGUUUGCAGUACAUGGCAAGAUUAUUGGAAUUUUUACGGGGCAAACAGUUGUCGUCAGAAUUUGGAUGCCGAAGAUGAAUUUGUUACCAUUGUUGGUAGAUGGGGUCGAAAGGUGGAAACCUAUGAAAUUAAUACCUAUGAUGGUUAUAUUUUAACAUUAUUCAGAAUAAUUGCAAAUCAGCCGAACACAGCUCCAGUUCUUCUUUUGCCUGGUAUGUUCAUGAAUGCGAUAGCUUUCGUGGAUAGAGGAACGAAAUCACUGGCCUAUCAGUUUGUCGAUAAAGGAUACGAUGUAUGGCUGUUGAAUUGGAGAGGCAACAAAUAUAGUAGACAGCAUAUAGAUUUGAAGACAUAUCAAUCACAAUACUGGAAAUUCAGUAUUAAUGAAUUGGCGAUCUACGAUCUCCCUCAAGCUUUAAAAACAAUUAAGGAAAAUAAUAAUCAAAAAGUUCUUGCAGUUGGUUUUCAGAUGGGAAAUACAGCUGCCUUAAUUUACAAUACUUUGUAUCCCGAUGAAGCUCAAAAGUAUUUGAGUGGUAUUGUCUCCCUUUCUCCAACUGGUGCACCAAUAAAUGUUGGCUUAUUAAGCAAACUGAUGUUAUAUUCCAUACCUGUUAUGAUGAAGCCUUUACUGCAGUACUUUUAUCAUGGUGAGGUUCCAGCAAUAUAUACAAAUUUUCGGGCUACAGUAUUUUGCCGCAACGGUGGAGUUUGGUUUGCUAGAUUUUGUGAUGCCUUCUUCAUGUAUUCAUCAGGAUUGGAUCUAAAACAACAGGACCCUGAAACGCUUCGAGUGAUUAUCGCUCAGAAUAAAGAUAGCAACUCCCUCAUGACAUUUGAACAAUAUUACCAAAUGUCAAUGAGCAGGAGAUUUCAGCAGUACGAUUACGGAGAUGGAAAAAAUGAAGUUAUAUAUGGAAGCCGUACUCCACCAGAAUAUGAUUUGAAAAAGAUAAACGUCCCACAACUAUUUUUCGUUGGAAGAAAUGACAAAUCUGGGACUCUACAGGAUGCUACAGUUAUGUAUCAAAAAAUACCAGCCGAAUUUCAAAACGAAUUCCAUGUGAUAGAAUACGAGUCCUUUGGACAAGCAGAUUUUGUGCAAGCUAAAGAUAUCAAUGAUUUCCUUCACACCCAUUUGAUGUCCAGUGUGAUGAAACUAAUUCCACCACAAUCAACUUCACAAGAUGAAUCUCAAUCGUGAUGUAUCCAAAAGUUCUUCAUUCAUAUAUGAAAAAUAAUGAUGGAUUAUCAUAAGAGAAAUGUUUUCUUGAAUUACUUAUUAAAUAUUAAAAUUGUG
Messenger RNA from Harmonia axyridis, 1437 nucleotides. RefSeq names its product lipase member K-like. NCBI's taxonomy places the organism in Eukaryota, Metazoa, Arthropoda, Insecta, Coleoptera, Coccinellidae. Bases 67 to 1341 code for a protein of 424 amino acids. The record is from RefSeq and is a predicted model, not a curated record. The transcript has 7 exons.